AUGCAGGCAUCUGCUAGGGUGGGUCGAGGAAUUCAGGAGCGCCUUGGUCUUAGAACAACCUCAGGAUUUUUGAAUUGGCAGAGGGUUCUUCCACACGAUGAAGAUGAAGUCGCUGACGAGGUUCAAAUAUUUGAGUAUGAGCAACAACUGGAUCGAGCGUUUUUAUCGAAAGGGUCGAUUAUCGGGCUGGGGUUCGCCCUCAUGAGUCCCGUCCUUGGUAUGAGCACAACAAUUAACAUUGGUCUAGACAACGGAGGGCCACUGACGAUCGUUGUGGGCUUCCUUGUUUGUGGUGUGGCAACUUGGCUCUGUUCUUUGUCACUAGGGGAAAUUGUUUCCAGAUUUCCCAUGGAGUUGCACGGAAGCAGCGCAAUGCUGGCACCUCAUGGCUACAAAUUACCCUGUGCGUGGUUCACGGGCUGGCUUAUGCUACUUGGCAACUGGACUAUGAGCACCAGUAUCACUUUUGCCGGUGCUCAGCUGGUCAUUUCACUUAUCACUAUGACCAACGAACAACUUAUUAGCGAGUCGUUCAUCAUGUUCUUUACGGUCAUUGUCUUCUACCUCAUCGUCACCAUCGUGGGUCUUGUCAAUUGGAAGUUUGCAAGUAUCGUCGAAACUGUUAACAAGGUGUGUGUCUACUGGAUUAUUUAUGCGGUCAUAUUCAUCGACAUUUUACUGUUGUUGUUUCACUCAGGUCGCUAUAGGUCUAUCAAAUACGCAGUGACCCACUUCGAUAAUUCAAGGUCCGGUUAUUCAAGUGCUGUCAUGUCAUUUAUGAUUGGAUUCCAGCAGUCUAAUUUUACACUUCAAGGGUUUAGCAUGCUACCGGCCCUGGCCGAUGAAGUGCGAGAGCCAGAGCGCGACAUUCCCAAAGGUAUGUCAGCAGCGGUAAUCACAUCAGGCGUAGCAGGUAUUAUAUUUUUAUUGCCUAUUAUGCUAAUUUUACCAGACGUGGAUGUCAUAUUCAGCAAUCCCAAGUUGUUGCCAAUCGUUUACAUAUUUACGAAAUCCACGCACUCCAUGUUCGUGUCCAUCUUCCUCGUUGUCAUGAUUCUUGGCAAUCUUCUGUUUUCAGGAAUUGGUUCGAUGACAACAUCUUCUCGUGCAGUGUUCAGCAUGAGUCGGGAUAGAGCAUUGCCUUAUAGUCAACUUUGGUCGUAUGUCGAUGUCGACUCAAAGCAUAAGGUCCCAAGAAAUUCUAUUCUGCUGAGCAUGGGAGUAUCAUACCUCCUAGGACUUUUGGCACUCAUAUCCACAGCAGCGUUCAAUGCGUUUAUGGGGGCUGCCGUUUUGUGUCUAUGUUCUGCCACUUGUAUCCCCCUGCUGUUAGUUAUUAUCUCUCGCCGGAGAGCAUUGCGCGGGUCGCCAGUGAAAGUGAGAUAUCGGCUUGGAUGGCCGGUCAAUAUUUUGAGCAUAACUUGGUUACUCUAUACUAUGGUCGUGAUAUGUUUACCUCCAAAAGUGCCAGUAACAUUGAAAUCGAUGAACUAUGCGAUUUUAGUUUAUGUGAUGUUUCUGGCGGGAAUCACACUUCUAUAUUUUCGCUGGGGCAAAGGAAACUUUAUACUUCCAUUGAUUGGUGAGGAAAACAGAGCGAAUACCUCUGAAGACGCCAUUCAAAUGCAGCACUUUGAGGAUUCAAAAUGA
This is a messenger RNA of Lachancea dasiensis, 1650 nucleotides long. NCBI's taxonomy places the organism in Eukaryota, Fungi, Ascomycota, Saccharomycetes, Saccharomycetales, Saccharomycetaceae. The record is from the annotation of a GenBank genome assembly.